AUGGCCAUCGCGCUGAAGCAAGGGCUGAAAAAGAUGCAAAAGAAUGCUCCUAGCGAUUUGCUCCCUGCGGUCACCAUUCUGGUUCCAACCAAUCGCGCGCUUCUCGCCGCGAGUCUGAACCCCGCCUUCCUGAUCGACCUCAUUCAAAACAAGAAGAAGGUUCAGGGUAUCGCCAAGGUGAACGUGCUCGUAGGCGAAUACGACUACAGUACUUUGAAAUCUACACCCAAGGGGCAAGGGAUUCAAACGGCGGAUUCGAACAAGAAGGUCGCGAGAUACAAGGGCCAGGAUAGCCCGCUGAUGAAAGGCACGGGAUUGACGCUGGGUGUCGUGGGGGCGAAAGGACGAGCGGAGAAAGGGGAGAAUCGAUCGCGAGAUUGA
Closterium sp. Yama58-4 is the source of this 381-nucleotide messenger RNA. NCBI's taxonomy places the organism in Eukaryota, Viridiplantae, Streptophyta, Zygnematophyceae, Desmidiales, Closteriaceae. The record is from the annotation of a GenBank genome assembly.